This is a messenger RNA of Sus scrofa (pig), 906 nucleotides long. It is a transcript of the gene RFPL4B, whose product is annotated as ret finger protein like 4B. NCBI's taxonomy places the organism in Eukaryota, Metazoa, Chordata, Mammalia, Artiodactyla, Suidae. The record is from RefSeq and is a predicted model, not a curated record. Gene Ontology annotation, molecular function: protein binding.
AUGGCCAACAAUCUGCAAGAUGAGGCAGCGUGUACAGUUUGUCUGGAGGUUUUCUUCAGCCCCAUUACUCUUUCCUGCACCCACACUUUCUGCCUUUAUUGCAUGCAAAGUUGGAUGAAAGAGCAGGAGGAUCUAAAAUUGGUCUGCCCCAUGUGUCGAGGUGUCAUUGAGAAUCCUCCUUUGAAGGACUGGCAAAUCGAAGAACUGGCUCUUCUCAUCACACAGCACAGCUCCCGACUGGAGCAGGGUAUGCACAUGAGUGAUGAGUACCUGAAAUUCUGGGAGGAUAUAACUCUGGACCCAGCCACUGCCAACUCCUUUCUUGUCUUCUCUGAGGACCUAAGGAGCAUCCAGUAUGGGAAGAUCUACCAAAACUUGAUGGAAGAUCCCCAGAGAUUCGACUACUGGGCUGGUGUCCUGGGCACCCCGUGCUUCGUCUCUGGUUGUCAUUACUGGGAGGUAGAAGUGGGAGAGGGGAACGAGUGGGCUCUGGGGGUCUGCAAGAUGUCAGUCAACAGGAAGAGGCCAAGUGGUUUCUCCUCUGACCAUGGCUUCUGGAUCAUCCGCAUGAAGGCAGGCACAAUCUAUACCUUCUCUGUCCUAGAAACCAGAAUUCCUGUAAGCCCUGGCCUUUGCCACGUAGGAGUUUUUCUAGAUAUUGAGUUGGAAGAAAUCAAGUUUUUUGAUGUUAGCAAUGAUGUCCUCAUCUACACACACAAUAAUUUAUCCUGUUUAGAGCCUUUGUGUCCGUUCUUCUCUCUUGAGUUGCCCAGAGAAGGUGAGAAGGGUGCCUCCUUGAAGAUCUGUCCAUCAGAAAUGAAUCCCUUUAUAGAAACUUCCUGUGAGAUGAAUGAGGUUUUUGAUGUGAGAAACGAAAUUCAUCCCUUCCUAGAAACUGCCUGUUAG